Molecule: messenger RNA, 1454 nt
Organism: Anopheles nili
Lineage: Eukaryota; Metazoa; Arthropoda; Insecta; Diptera; Culicidae
Product: isovaleryl-CoA dehydrogenase, mitochondrial
Exons: 3
Coding region: 1-1284 (427 amino acids)
Biological process (GO): L-leucine catabolic process
Cellular component (GO): mitochondrion
Molecular function (GO): 3-methylbutanoyl-CoA dehydrogenase activity; flavin adenine dinucleotide binding
Source: RefSeq, a predicted model, not a curated record
AUGUCAGCAAUACGCAACUUGACAACCGCGGCCAAGUUUCUGUCCGGCCGGCUGGCACCAUGUGGCCGAUCGUGGGGAGGCUCCAUCGUUCCGGUCCGUACCAUGCAGCACUAUCCGAUCGACGAGAGUUUGUUUGGGCUGACCGAGGAUCAGCAACAGCUACGCCAGACCGUGUUUAAUUUCGCCCAAAAAGAGCUGGCCCCGUUCGCGCAGGAGAUCGACAAGCAGAAUGAAUUUAAGGAUAUGCGAAGCUUCUGGCGUAAGCUGGGUGAACUUGGUGUCCUCGGGGUGACGGUGAAACCGGAGUACGGUGGACUCGGUGGAUCGUACCUUGAUCACUGCAUAGUGAACGAAGAAAUCUCGCGUGCCUGCGGAGCCGUGGCGCUAUCCUACGGUGCCCAUUCGAACCUGUGUGUGAAUCAAAUCCACCGUAACGGCACGGAAGAGCAGAGACAGAAGUACCUGCCGAAGUUGUGCAACGGCGAGCAUAUCGGCGCUCUGGCCAUGUCCGAGGCCGGUGCUGGGAGCGAUGUCGUGUCGAUGAAGCUGCGUGCUGACAAGCAGGGAGACUACUACGUACUGAACGGAAGCAAAUUUUGGAUCACAAACGGUCCGGUAGCAGACACGUACGUGAUCUACGCAAAGACAGAUGCCAACGCGAAGCCACAGCACGGUAUUACGGCGUUUCUCGUAGAGCGCGGCAUGCCCGGGUUCUCGCAGGGACCGAAACUAGACAAGCUGGGAAUCCGUGGCAGUCCGACGGGCGAACUGAUCUUCGAAGAUGUGAAAGUCCCAGCGAAGAACAUCCUUGGCGGUUUAAACAAGGGCGUGUACGUGCUGAUGUCAGGGUUGGACCUCGAGCGGCUCGUGUUGGCCGCUGGUCCGGUCGGUUUGAUGCAAGCGGCGUGUGAUGUCGCAUUCGAAUACGCGCAUGUGCGCAAGCAGUUUGACACGCGUAUUGGCGAGUUCCAGCUGAUGCAGGGCAAGAUGGCAGAUAUGUACACGACCAUGAACGCGUGCCGGGCGUACCUGUACUCGGUGGCACGAGCGUGCGAUCAGGCCAAAGCCAACCCGAAAGAUUGCGCCGGUGUGAUCCUGUACUGCGCCGAAAAGGCAACCCAGGUUGCGCUCGACGCCAUUCAAAUACUCGGCGGGAAUGGCUACAUCAACGACUACCCAACGGGACGCAUCAUGCGCGACUGCAAGUUGUACGAAAUUGGUGCCGGUACGUCGGAAAUUAGACGUAUGGUGAUCGGCCGCGCACUCAACAAGGAGUACCAGUGAACUGGGAACACUGGGGACUCCACCAGACACGUGGACACGGAACGGACACGUGGGUGUACCAAGUACACGAAAACUUCACCGACCGUGCCGUGAUUUACUGCAUCCUGCCGCGUUGCAAUCAUUUUCAACGCCAUCGAUUCUUCCGAAAGUGACGAAAUUGCAUUUACUAG